Messenger RNA from Chelonia mydas (Green sea turtle), 10366 nucleotides. Its product is annotated as phosphate carrier protein, mitochondrial-like. Gene Ontology annotation, biological process: mitochondrial phosphate ion transmembrane transport. Gene Ontology annotation, cellular component: mitochondrial inner membrane. NCBI's taxonomy places the organism in Eukaryota, Metazoa, Chordata, Testudines, Cheloniidae. The transcript has a single exon. Gene Ontology annotation, molecular function: phosphate transmembrane transporter activity. Bases 7288 to 8511 code for a protein of 407 amino acids. The record is from RefSeq and is a predicted model, not a curated record.
UAAAAUCCUGUUUUUAAAAUUUCUGUUUGUAUGUUGGAUGCCUCCGCUAUGUAUUGCAAUAAGACAUUGAUGGUGCUAUAGUAGCAGCUUUACUAUUAGCUAUUCUUCAUAUUCAUCAUAUAUUACAGUCAAUUAAUCCUUUGUUUACAGCUAUUAGAUACGGUAUAAUUGAGGUAAUGACAUAAGAAUACAUAUGGCUGCCCAAGCAAAGAUUUUUGAAGUGUACUCGCCCUCCUGUACACCUUUGAGAUGCUCACCACCACUCUUGCCAUAUCCUGCGCCUCCCUGAUAUCCAUCCUAACUCAAGUACCUUGACUCCCAGGCUCCCUGAUGGGCUGGUAGAUGGUCUCCUGCCAUCACUGAUUGCUAGUGUCUUUGCUGGCUUCCUGCGCUGGCAGAUAAGCUUCUGGGCUAAUUUCCUGAUCUCCCUACUGGACGGCAGACAGGUCUUUCAGCCUCCCUUCUGGACCAACACCCUGGCUGAAGGAAUGAAUGCUCUAAACCAGCAAGGAACAUCAGAGCUGCUCUUCCUGUCCUGUUACAAGAAGGAAAGGCUUAUUCAGAUCCAUUCCACUAUCACUGGGUUACAUGGUUCUCCCUUUACAGAUAGGAGCUGUAAUGCCUUCUUCUUGGCUCUGUUAAUAAAAUGAGUCAUCUCUGAUGGGAUCCCUGGACUUAGGUUCCCAAGCACUUGAUUGGUCAGUUGCUACUUGACUGCAUUGAAGGUUCUCUUUUCAUAAGUGAUGUGAUAUGGAAUAUAGGGUGAGGGAGCAGAACAUUUUAGGAAAGGAAAAUAUGAAUACGCCAAACAGCAAGGUAUUCUCAGCACAAUAGUGUUUCAUCAAAUUUUCAUCAAAUAGAUAUUUUUCACUACAUCAGUGAUUCAUUUAUGAAUCAUGAUAUUCAGGUUCAAUGUGGCUUUUCUUUGGUGGUUAUCAUUUCUUACAAUUCUUUAAGGACUAAUCAGAUCUAUGUUUUUUCCAGCUGUUAGCCACAUACAUACAUUACCUCCCUUUUCAUUUUUUUCAUUAUACAUUUGAUACAGUUCAAUAUGAGAGAAUGCACCACAGACACCAUAGCAUUGUAUCAGAUUAAAUGCAAACAUUACAAUGACAUUUACAAUUGAGAAUGAUUUCUCCUUUUGUGGGUAAAUCAUCUACCUCUCUACUCCAGAUCUAUCUUUUUUGCAAACUAAUAUCUCAGUCUGUUUCUCUGACAUCUUCUUAUGGAUAUCUAGCCAUCAGCUCAAGCUCAACGUAGCUAAAACUGAGCUCGUAAUCUUUCUGCCAAACCCUCUCCACUACCUCCUUUCUUGGUCACCGUGGACAACAUCACCAUCCUGCCUGUCACUCAAGCCUAUAACCCGGGCAUCAUCUUUGACUCAGAUGCCUCUAGGUCCCCACAUCCAGGCUGUCUCUAAAACUUUAUUCUUUCUGCAUUACAUCUCUAAGAUACUGCCUUUCCUAUCCAUUCAAACCGCGAAACCUCUCCUCUGGGCUCCUGCCAUUUCACAUCAUAAUUACUGCAAUAACCUUCUCCCUGGCCUUGACAAAUACAAUCUUGCUCCACUGAUAUCCAUUCAGAAUGCUGCUACAAAGAUCAUUUUCCUAGCCGUGGCUUUGACCAUGUCACCUCUCUCUUUGCAUCCACUGGCAUCCCCUUCUCUAGCACAUCAAACAUAAGCUUCUAUGUUCACUUUCAAUCUUUUACAACUUAUCCCAUACUUAUCACCGCUUAGUCAUUAUUGAGAUGUCAACUGCUGCCUCCAGUUGGCCAAUUAUGCCAGCCUCCUGGCCCACUUGUCUGAAAAUUUAACAAGUACCUUUGUGCUUUCUCCCAUGUUGCCCCUCAUGAUUUGGAAACACUCCCCGUAAAACAUCCAUAAAGCUACCUCAUUAUCAUCUUUCAGAUCUCUCCUUAACACUCUCCUUUUCCAUAAUGCCUACAUAAACAUGACAUAGUCAGGCUGCUGGUGUGCUGAGAUCACUGCCUAUCAUGCUGACCAGUGCUGUCUCCUUGAUGCCUUGUAAAGGAAGUAUUUCUUCACACAAUGCACAGUCAACCUGUGGAACUCUUUGCCACAGGAUGUUGUGAAGGCCAAGACUAUAACAGGGUUCUAAAAAGAACUAGAUAAGUUCAUGGACUAUAGGUCCAUCAAUGGCUAUUAACCAGGAUGGGCACGAAUGGUGUCCCUAGCUUCUGUUUGCCAAAAGCUGGGAAUGGGCGACAGGGGAUGGAUCACUUGAUGAUUACCUGUUCAUUCCCUCUGCGGCACCUGGAAUUGGUCACUGUUGGAAGACAGGAUACUGGGCUAGAUGGACCUUUGGUCUGACCCAGUAUGGCCAUAGUUAUGUACUCCCAUCUAUCUCUAUCCAUCAGUUAUCUCUCAUUUUAUACUUAAAUUUUAAGCUCUUUGGGAAGGGUCCAUCUUUUCGUUUUGUGGAGCACCUAGCACAAUGGGGUCCUGGUCCAUGAUAGGUCUUCUAAGCAUUAUGGUAAUAGAAAUAAAUAAUAACAGUAUUUAUGCUCCUCAGUGCUUUGGAGCAUCUUCCCAGUAAAGAAUCUUACAGGUUCCUUGAGUGCUCAUGCUACACCCCUUAAUAUAGCUACAAUAUACAAAUACUGAUACAAGAUAAAAACGAUCCUGGGACAGUUCCUCAGUGUGUGUAGUUCAGUGUAGCUCUAUUGUCUUCAGUGGCGUUACUCUAAUUUACACCAGCUGAGGAUCUUGCCCAGGCAUUUUAAUACAAAUUCCUUCAGAAAGGCAACAUUAGCAGACAUUGCCAUAAAGAGAAAUUGCAAUUUUGGAAUACAUCACUCUCUUUUUGCUUCAGAUUAUACACAGCAAUGACAUCUGCUCAAAGCCAUCCUAAUUUAGAUGUGUCAGAAAUUUGAUAGGAUUUAGCCCUGAUUUAGUCCAAAACACUGCCUGACAAUCAAUCUUCUGCCCUGAAAAAUAAACACACUUUUAAUCCAGAGUCCUCAUUCUCCUUCCUCUCAGCUAUAGUUCUUGUCAACUUACAUUAGACAAGAAUACCACAAAAUAAAAUUUAAAUACCUCCAAACACCACAAAGGCACUUUAUGCAGAAACAACAGUACUUGCGGCAUCAAGCAGGCUGGCCAUCUAGAUUCAUCUGUGCUUAGCACCUAUCUAGUGAAACUGUCAUAUCACCUUGUCAGCAGGCCCACAGCAGUGGUUAUAGUUGGGUCAGUGGGUAGGCAGCUGAAAAACUACUACAAACAUCAAAUGCAUUUGCUGAGGGCAGGAUUCCAAGCUGGGAAACUGUUGUACGUCCAGUACUUCUACACAUAAAAACAUAAGAACAGCCAUCCUGGAUCAGACGAACACUCCAUCUAGCCUAGUAUCCUGUCUUCUGACAGUGGCCAAUGCAGGGUGCCUCCGUGGGAACUGGCAGAACAGGCAAUCAUCCAGUGAUCCAUCCACUGUCAUCCGCUCCCAGCUUCCAUCCCUGACCAUCCAGGCUAAUAGCAAUUGAUGGACCUAUCCUCCGUGAACUUACAUAGUUCUUUUUUUAACAUACUUAUGGCAUGUACGUUGAUAUGUGAUUAUCUCUCUAUCUCAGAGCUGAAUCAGUUUUGAAAAUAUCUGAAAUUUCUUACAUAGUAUAAAGUAAAGUAAUUUAGAAACUAGCUCAGACUUUCACCUAAGAAACACUUGGGCGAGAGAGAGAAAUUAUAGCAAAGUUUCCCUCCCACUCCUUACCCACUCCAGUUUGAGCACUUCAGAUAUAGUCUAUAUUAAACCAGCUAAAAAACACAAAAUGGCCAAAUAGCAGCAAACUGAUCAUGUAGCGCACCAAGCACAUUCUCGGUACUUAGUAAAUAAUAAUAAUAAGCUAGACAGAGCACAUCCAAGACUCCAGGAAACAAUCUGAGAGGGGGACGGACUAAUUAAUGAUCAGAGGUAUUUUCCAUCUCUGAUAUCUAUUUUCUACAUUUAAAUACAAAGCACAUUUUAACACCAACUGAUUCCAGUCAAGUCUAGUCUGUGCUGCAUGAAUCCAACCCAGGAGUUUUCUUCUCCCUUUCAUGUUGCCAACAUAAAAUGCCUGCUCUAGACAACUACAGCAGAAACUUCUCAAUUUAUUUGCAUUUGCUGGGGUAUUUUUGUGUUGUUUUUUGCUGGAGGGGGUGUCUGUAAAUUUUAAAGUAAUAACACAGCUCAGGAGAAAGUGCCCAAGUGCUGUAUUGGGUAAUCAGAGCUCUGCUCCCAUCACAGACUCAUUUCCCGCCUGAACAUCUUUGCAACAAUGAAAUGUGCUGAUGAGCUACCUUGACUGGAUGUUGCAGCUACAAAGUCCAUGAGCAUGAUGUAGAAACUGAAAAAGAAAAAUAACUGCGGCACUGAACAUAAAAUGCACUCACCUGACAAUGUGGCCCCCUCUCCCCUAGGGCCACUGGUAGACCAACAGUGAGUGAGAGAUACUGGUAUGGACCAGUAGCAAAUUAUCAUCACCCUGGAGGCAAAAGGGAAGCCAAGGAGGAUACAUCUACUUGCUACCCCCAGCUCUGUAUAUGAUUGAAAAAUCACAGUUUAGUCCAUUGUAACCAGUGGGACUACUUGCAGAGAAAGGUGCUAUGCAUCGUAACGGUUGCAGAAUCAGGUCUUGGAUUAUUGUCUUAGAACCUGUUACAAAAAGUGACUUUGAAUCACAGAAGUUUAGUUUGACCAUCUCCAAAAAAUAAAAACAAAAGAUUGAAAAUCAUGUCAGAAUCACCCCAGGAGCUGUGGGACCCAACUGUCACAAAAGGUUGCCAGUUGCUACAGGGCUGUGCUGUUGGAGAGCUUGACCUACACAGCAGUGACUCCUCCAGGAAUCCCCCUCUCUAGCUUUGUCCCUUCAACAGUGGAGCUGUCUCUCAGGGCAAUGAAUAAGACCAGCUCCUCUGAAGCACUAGUGCUUUGGGCAGCUGUAUAAGCCAUCCCCACCACCCAUCAAUACAGCAGCAGAAAGAAAUGAAAAGGCAGCAAGCUGCCUAGCAGCAGUACUCAGACUCUUCACACAUCUUGUAGAGUUAAGUCACAAAUUUAACCUAUCUGUGUGAAAAGCUUUUAUACUCAUGCUUCAUUUCCUCUCUAUUUAUAUUCAUAUUAAAAAUCAGGAAAUGAAAUACAAGGUCAGUAGUGAUCAGAAGUCAUUGCCUCUUGCUGAAUGUUUGGUGAUUUAUGUGUAAUGGUCUCAAUCCAAUUUCUAGUGAACAUCUGCCUACCUCACAAAACCAACCAACCAAAAACCUUACCAAUUAGUUCUAAUUUGCAUCUGGACAGAGACCAAGAAACCAAUGGUCAUAAGAAGUAAAUUCUUUGAGUCCAGGAGUGGUUCUUCCAGGGCAGGCAUGAGGCACACUAAAUCUUCUCCAGUUCUCUUUGCAUCCCCAAACUGCCAGUAAAGUCAGUGAAGUUCUGGGUGUGUAAGGAAUUCAAGCCCAUAAAUAAAGCAUAGCAGAGAAGCUUACAUUGAAGAUAUUGUAUUCUAAGAUCUCCUUGGUAGGGAGUAUUUCUUAUUCUGUGUUUGUAUAGCACCUAGCACAAUGGCCCUUGAUCCUCUGGCCCUGCUGUAAAACAAAUAAUAAAAUAAUAAUAAAAAAGAACAGUAACAGAAAUUAAAUAUAAAUAUCGACUGCUACAUAAUAUUAAGGGUCUGAAUUGUUGUCAUAAAGGCAAGCAAACUCAAAGCUGAUUCUGCAGGUCAGAUCUUUAGCUGCAUCAGAGCUCAGAGCUGAAAGAGGUGGGGAGCACAAGUGACUGUUACCCACCUUUGUGCUCCUUUGAUCCUUGAGACCAAUUCUUCCCCCUGUAAAACUUAGGGCAGCUUCAGAGCUGCUCUAAAUUACACCUGGCUGCAAAAAAGACUGUUUUACAACCAGGGACUGCUCAAAUGCAGCAGGGUUCCAGUCUUCACCUCUUCGAUAGCUCUGACAUGCCCCUCAUUCCGGGGUAGUGAGAGGGUAGCAUAGAGCUAGUACUGUGGCCCUAUACAAACAGUGGGGGUUCCUCUACACCAGGGGAACUCUGACUGUUUUGAGUUGCCAAAACAGCAUUGCCAAGAGCUGGGAUCUGGCCCUCCAUUCUCAGCCCAUCCUGUUGGGAGGGGACCACAAUGCUCUGGUCAGUUUUUCAGUAUAUAUUUCUUCAUCCUUUUUAUAUAAAAAACAAAAACAAAAAAACUUUUUUAAGCUGAAAAAAUUAAUUAAACCCUUGAAAUGUUGAAUGGAUUUCUAUUACAUCUAUAAAGCUCAGGAUAUUAACUAGAGUAUCAAGGUGAAGUGAGGCUGUUCUGCUCUUACUGAAGUUCUGAAGUAAUCAAUACAAUAACCCCAAAUGAGUUUGUGUAUUUGAUGGAUGUUGUACAAUUGGAUGUAAAAGGCACAAAUGCUGCAUGAUAAGUUAUGGCCAAGCAAUAUGGUUGGCAAAGUGAUGGUUAAAAAAUGGCUGUGAUUGACCACAGCCUGUGACUGACCCCGUAGGAAUGGUCUGGUGGGACCUGUCAUUUCUAGAGACUUGGGGCUCCAGAUCAGGAUGGAUUGCUAUACAUUGGGACCUGCUGAUUCCAUGGGCCUGGACACUAGGAUCUCAAAUGGACCACAGCAGCUGGGAGUUGUCUCACAUACUGAUGCUGGGUCCUACUGUUGUAGAAGAGUGUUACAGCUGAAGUCCCAGAAAUUUGGAGAUUUUUUUUUAUGGAAAACCCUUCUUUGCAUAUUUGCAGGAUAUUCAUCCCUUUAUUUCCACAAAAAUCCCCCACCCUCACUCCGCCAACCAUUUCUGCCUGCGCCUCCCCUUGCGUUUUCCCUGUAGCCCUCAAUUUGGGUCUCCGCCGUUUGCCAUUUCGGUGAUACCAACAGGUUCUCCUCUCCCCACUCAACCCUUUUCCUUUCUACCACUUCUCUCUAGUUCCCUACAUCUGCCCUCAAGUUUUCUCCUGUCCUCCCCAUCUCCCCUGCCACACUAUGCUCCCUGAUGCCGCCUGGAGCAUGAGUCCCCUACCCACCCAGGGCCAUAGAGAUAUGGCUAGAGUGGCUGCCGACACAGUGUCACCCUGUCCGUCGUGCUGGCGCUCUACCCAUGCUUGUGGCGGCCGGCUGGGCUACACUCUAGGCAGAGUCUCUAUGGUUAGAAUCCUGUGGCCUCCGAAGGGCACUGGCAGUUGGAAGGAGCCUGAGGCAGGAGGCCACGACAACAGCCCCAGAGACGCAGAGCACCCCCACCCCCCCGCAACAUCACACCAGAGGAGACGGCAGCAGGGCCCCUCCACACCCCAGAGAUGGCCCAGCCCCCAGGGGACCCAGAGGGGUGCAGGCCCCAGAGCAGCUGGGAGAUGGGCAGCGGCCCGGCCUCCCCUGCUCAGCAUCGAGCCUGGCUGUGGACAGCCGUCUUCCCCACACUCUGCAGCCUGGGGAGGAGUGACAGCAGCGCCGCCCUCCCUCAGCACAGUGACCUGAGCAGCCAGGAGGAGGUGCAUCUAGGGGCCCCAGAGAGGAGCAACAGCAGCACUGCCCCUCGUCCUGAGCGCCAGUUCCGGCAAUGGGCGGCCGCCUUGCCUGCCCUCUGGGGCGAGGAGGAAUACAGCUGCGAGCAUGGCUCUGUGAAGUAUCUAGCCCUGUGCGGCCUGGGUGGCGUGGUGAGCUGCGGCCUGACCCACACGGCUGUGGUGCCACUGGACCUGGUGAAGUGCCGCAUGCAAGCAGAGCCCAGUCGCUACCGGGGCAUGCUGCAGGGCUUUGCUCUCACCAUGAAAGAGGAGGGGAUGCGUGGCCUGGCCAAGGGAUGGGCCCCCACCUGCGUGGGCUACUCCAUGCAGGGCCUCUGCAAGUUUGGCUUAUAUGAAGUCUUCAAGCUGCGCUAUGCUGACAUGUUGGGACCUGAGCGAGCCUACCUGUGGCGGACCAGCCUCUAUCUGGCUGCCUCAGCCAGUGCUGAGUUCUUUGCUGACAUUGCUCUGUCCCCCAUGGAGGCAGCCAAGGUGCGAAUCCAGACGCAGCCAGGUUACGCCAACACGUUACGGGUGGCUCUCCCCAAGAUGUACUCUGAGGAGGGGCUCUGGGCCUUCUACAAGGGGGUGGCUCCGCUCUGGAUGCGCCAGAUCCCCUACACCAUGAUGAAGUUUGCCUGUUUUGAGCGCACCUUGGAGGCCCUCUAUGCCUAUGUGGUGCCCAAACCACGCAGUGAGUGCUCCAAGGCUGAGCAGCUUGGCGUCACCUUUAUUGCUGGCUAUGUAGCUGGUAUCUUCUGUGCUGUAGUCUCCCACCCAGCUGACUCUGUGGUGUCUGUGCUCAACAAGGAAAAGGGCAGCAGCGCUGUGGAAGUCCUCAAGAAACUGGGCUUCAUAGGCGUGUGGAAGGGCCUCUUUCCCCGCAUCCUCAUGAUUGGCACCCUCACAGCCCUGCAGUGGUUCAUUUAUGAUUCAGUCAAGGUCUAUUUCAGGCUCCCUCGGCCCCCACCACCAGAGAUGCCUGCAUCACUGAAAGAGGGGUUUUUCUUUAAGUAGAUUCAGCCCAUAGAUGCUGCAUUGUGAGUUUAGUUCCUGCUGCAUUGUACUGUUUCAUUUGCGACUCUGUGGAUCUGUUUCAGGCUCCUGGACCAACUCCCAUCUCAAAAAGCUACCUCUCCAGAUAGAGACUGAGGGGAGUGGUUAGCCUUUUCCCACAGACCUUGCAGUUAUACUGUCACUUCACUACAUAGUUCAUUCUGCCAAUUUCAGGUUCCAACCAUCAUCUUAGAUGCUCCCAUCUCUGGACUUUUGCCUAGACAUGAAUUUACAUUUAACAGCUCUGUUAAAGGUGUAUUUCUGCAAAGGCUUAAAUCUAUCAGUAUGUGGCUCUUAAUGCCUGUGUUUAUUUUGUUUGCUGUGGAUAGUGACUCUGAAAACUUUGAAACACAACAGAGUCAUAUUCCCCUGUUAUAGAGAAAAUUGACAUGUAUUUUAAAUGGGUGCUUAUAUUACACUCAUAUACAAUAUUUAGUGGAAUCAAAACAUUAAAAAUGGCUAUGAAUAAUAUAAGUUAAUAUGUUCAGAAUAUAAUAAUUUACAGUAUCCCUAGACAAAAGUGUUUACCCACAUUGUUUAUUGGAAUUGCAUAUUUGAAAUUUUGUUUAUGGAAUGUUAUAUUUUGUAAAGGUUAGAAUAUUAAUGACAGUUAUUUAUGUGUGUUUGAUAUAAAACUGCUGAGAUGUUUGAAGGAGUAUUUGUUAAUGGUUGAUUACACAAAGGUGUCCUGGCUCCCAAAUUAGAAAAACUGGCCAUAAAAUAGAGUUAAUCCUGCUUACCUCUCACUUACAUACCUUAUUUUUAAUAAAUAAUUUGGGAUAGAAAAAUAAAUAUAAUAUGCCCUAAUUUGGUGCCAUUUCUAUCUCUUAUGUGGCAAACACUCUCCUUUAUUUAAACAUAGAUCAAAUUGAUGUGUGCUGUGGGUUUUCUUCGAUAAAAGGGAUAUGGGCAUGGUGUAACUUAAAUGAGAUAUGGCCUGCAAGUCACUCAUUUAUGCAAGAAUGCCAGACAUAAUAUACAUCUGAACAUAAUUUUCCCAAGAAUGUUAUUUAUUAAAUGUUUAGAAAUGUUAUGUGGAAAUUUAAAUAGUUAACAAAGCAAAUAAAAAUGCUUUUUGUCCUGUGGGAAAUCAUUAUUUAUAAAAGUGUUUUAGUCACUGUGGAAAUAUAGAAUCUUUAUGGAAUUGCUGCUAUUAUAGUAAGACAGUAGAGUAACUGUAGUACACAGGUCAUGUGUUGUGGGCAUUUACAGUUGUUUGAAUGGAAUGACUAAGACAAUUCUGCAACACUUCUAAAUAAAUGUAAAAAUAUAGUGUUCUAUUCUUGGGGCCUAAUCCAAAGUCCAGUGAAAUCAGCUGAAAGAUUCUGAUGGACUUCCCUUGGCUUUGGAUCAGUUUCCUGGAGAAUUAAAAUAGCCACAAGAAAUGGCCAAGAAAUAUGUGACCAGAAAUAUACAUUUCUUUUACCCUUUUGAAAUGCUUGCAUGGUAUAUACUACAUUACACAAAACAUCAAAUGGCCCACAACAAGCUGCUGUUCUACAUCUUGAAUUCACUGACAUGCAAAAAGGGUUAAAAAUCUCAACAUAUAUAUUACAUGCCAGAGGUUCUCAACCAGGGUCCGUGGCCCUCUGGGGGGCCGCCAGAAGGUUUCUGGGGGUUUGCCAAGUAGGGCCAACGUUAGACUCACCGGGGCCCAGGGCUGAAAGCCAAAGCCCCACCACAUGGUGCUGAAGCCCUGGACCCUGAGCCCUACCACGUGGGGCUGAAGCUAAAGCCUGAGCAAUGUAGCUUUGCCGGGGCUCCUGUGGCAUGGGGCCCCAGGCAAUUGCCCUGCUUGCUACCCCUUAACACUGGC